CGGAAGUGGUGAGGCGGCUCCGGGGGCCGUUGUUCAGCGCUGGGGGCCGACUGCGGAGCUUUAGAGUCCGCGGCGAGCAGGUGGGAUCCACCACUUCCUUCAUCUCGAUUGCGGUGAGAGCCCCGGCGGCCCACGCUCGCAGGAGGAGUUAAAGAUGGCUGAAUUUUUGGAUAACCAGGAUACUCAAUUAUGUGACAACUGCAAAAAAGAAAUCCCUGUGUUUAACUUUACUAUCCAUGAGAUCCACUGUCAAAGGAACAUUGGUGUGUGUCCUCUCUGCAAGGAACCAUUUCCCAAAUCUGACAUGGAGACUCACAUGGCUACCGAACACUGCCAGGUGACCUGCAAAUGCAAUAGGAAGUUGGAAAAGAGGCAGCUGAAGAAUCAUGAGGAGACUGAGUGCCCUCUGCGGCUUGCUGUCUGCCAACACUGUGAUUUGGAGCUUUCUGUAAUGAAACUGAAGGACCAUGAAGAUUACUGUGGAGCCCGGACAGAGCUAUGUGGCAAUUGUGGGCGCAAUGUCCUGGUGAAAGACCUGAAGAUUCACCCUGAAGUUUGUGGGAAAGAAACAGAGGAAAAGAGAGCUGAGGUUGCCAUGCCUCCUAGUGCAUAUGAUGAGUCUUGGGGUCAAGAUGGACUCUGGAUUGCGUCCCAACUCCUUAGGCAAAUUGAAGCUUUGGACCCUCCCACGAGGCUUUCCCAAAGGCCUACAAGAUCCUUUGAAUCAGACCUCUUCCCCAGUAGGACCACCAGCCACAGGAACAUAACUACCCGGUUUCCAAUUCAGAAUAAUCUAUUGGAAGAACUAGAAAGACAGGAAAGGAAUAAAAGUCGACAGUCCACCAAAGUGAGGGGUGAAGAUAAUGCAAACCUGGACUUCAUGUUGGCCCUGAGUCUGCAGAAUGAAGGCCAGGCCCCCAGUGUGGCAGAGUCAGACUUCUGGAGUGCCAUGUAUGACGCAGAAGAGACCUGUGAGGCCCCCACUAGUGUAAAUGACAAAAAAGGUGCAGCUGACGAGACCAUGUUGCCUUGUGAAUUUUGUGAGGAGCUCUACCCAGAGAAACUGCUGAUCGACCAUCAGACGAUCUGUAACCCUUCACGUGCCUUACCUUCACGCAGUGUGGGCAGCCCUUCCCCCAGAGGGGUGGAAGACCCUGAUGUCAUCUUCCAGAAGUUUUUGCAAAAGACUGCAAAUAAUCAGUUUGACUCUUUGAUGGGCCUGAGCAAUUCCCUCCCACAGGAGGAGGAUAGCAUCAUCAUCCCAUGUGAAUUCUGUGGAGUGCAGCUGGAGCAGGAAGUGCUAUUCCACCACCAAGACCAGUGUGACCAGCGCCCAGCCACAGCAAGCAGCCUUCUGAUGGAGGGGAUUCCUCGACACGAUUCUCAACCUCGAGCGACCUCACCAGAGCAGCCCAAAAGGCGUAUCAGACACCAGGGAGAGCUGUAUUCUAGUUACAUGGACGAUAUCAAGCAGGAAACAGCUAAAGGGCCCAGCUGCCCUCUUUCCCCCAGCAGAACUAUCAACAAUAUGUCAGCGACCUGUAACCGACUUUCACCCUCCACCUCCACGGCAGGCUGCAGGCCUGAGUGCCAGUCCAGCCCUGCUCAUGGACUGAAGCUCAACAAUAGUCAGGAUCUCCAGGGCCGGAAAUGCAGCAGCCAGAAUGGGGCCACUGCACAUGUUCCAGUGACUCCGUCCACUCGAAGCCUCUACCCGGAAAACCUUGUGCCCUCUCUCCCCCAUGGUGCUACAGGGAGAUACGGAGCAAGGAAUGAAGGUGGCAGGAACUCCCGGGUCACUCCAGUGACUACCAACUACCACAACAGAGCCGCAAAGGUAACCAGGGAUGCAGCCUCCAGACCCUCAGGGAGCACUCAGAGCUCGGCAAAACCCUCCCAGCAACAGGGAGCUGGGCAUGUGGAGGAAGAGGAAGAGGAGUAGUAGUGACAUCUGCACAGAACCUGCACUUGGUUCAUCUUCUCUGCACAGCUGCACUUGUCGUGUGGACCCUGCCUCCUGGGCUCUUUGGGGAGACUUUCACUUCUUGGUUGGGGCCAUUUUGUGUCUUUUGAGAUUGUGCUAUAGGCGUUUGGGGACUUGAGGGAGGGCUGAUAGGGAGGCUGUUGAGAAAUGUUCCAGCUUUAGUUGCUUCCUUUUGCCAACAGAAAUAUAAGUUGUGGCCUCUUGGCCUACCAGGGCUUUAACUUUUGACAUACUGUCACCACUGCUUCUCGGUGCUGUGUGGUCCUGGUGGAAGGAGAGAAUUCCAGAGAUCUGGUAUCUACCAGUGAGAUGGUUCUCUUCCUUGCUGGGGCCUAACUCUGAGGACUCUGUAUAUAACCUCUGCUGUGUACUGCACCUCACCACUCUAGUAUCUGGACCAGUGAUUUGUAUGGUGAGCCUCUGGUAAGGUCUCCAGGCCAUUUGCAGUGUCUAUUAAGAGCAAGAGAGAUGAGUGGAUUAGGGGGUUGGUUUUCACCUGCUUUUCUGGAAUCUGGCAUCACUGCCUCCUAUUUCUGUGGGGAACCUGGUUCCUCUGUCAUCACUGCCUUGUGAUGGAGAAGGCUUGAAACUGCCUUCACAGCCAGGGCCAUGCUGGGCUCAUUCCAACUGAUCAAGAAUGAGUCCUUAGCUUUAUGGCUCAGUCCGAAAACCAAGUAUUGAAGUCCCCCCUCCCUUUUUAUUUUGCUAUUAUAACAUCCUUGUAAUAGAAAUAAAGUUUGUACUUGGA
Molecule: messenger RNA, 2732 nt
Organism: Erinaceus europaeus (western European hedgehog)
Lineage: Eukaryota; Metazoa; Chordata; Mammalia; Eulipotyphla; Erinaceidae
Gene: TRAFD1
Product: TRAF-type zinc finger domain containing 1
Exons: 12
Coding region: 155-1942 (595 amino acids)
Source: RefSeq, a predicted model, not a curated record